AUGUGCAAUCAGUGUCGUGAACACUUUCCCUCGCUGGCUGAGCUCAACAGACACACUCUAGAGCUGCAUAAUUCCUUCCGCUGCAACGUCUGCAAAGCUAAAUUCACUCAACGCUCCAAUCUGCAAAGACACUCCCUCAAACAUAACUUGGUCAAAACCAGUCCCUGUCCAGACGGUAUGGACACGCAGGUGACGAGUUGUGAAGGUCUGGCGGAUGAACCGUGCGAUGUCUUCAGUCCCGCAUUGUCAACCCUCACCCCCGAGCAGAACGAUCAACACAUGGUAGAUCUGCAGGCGAAGCAGGAUGAGGAGGCACUGCAGCCGACCUUGGAUGUGUCCAAUGACAAACCGGAGGCCUUCACAGACGAGGAAGUUUAA
This is a messenger RNA of Dibothriocephalus latus, 378 nucleotides long. NCBI's taxonomy places the organism in Eukaryota, Metazoa, Platyhelminthes, Cestoda, Diphyllobothriidea, Diphyllobothriidae. The record is from the annotation of a GenBank genome assembly.